CUGGGCUAUUAUCUGCACUUUAUACAGGUGCAAUAUAUUUGUCUAAAUGUCUACGCCCUGCGGCAUAUAUUUAAAUUAUUAACAUCAUGCUACCCAGGGAAUCUAUUAGUAUUUUGUUGGUCCUUGAACAAAAACAAUAAUUAAUGCAAUGUACCGGGCACCAUAUAUAAUUGAUUUGCAAGCUAGCAUUAAGCCUAACAAGGGACUAUGAAAACCACAUACCCAUCCACCCAGCUCCCACAUUAGGUGGGUGUGCCCUGUCAGCGGGGCACUUUUAGGGAAACACUAAUGGCUUCCAGCUAGGUGGAAAAUUUGUGACAGCAAAAGAAAAGUCUGCAAAUUUGAAUUUGAAAGCCUCAAAAUUGCCUGGUAUUUUCUCUGCUAGCGCUCGCCCAGAAAAUGUUGUUUUCCGGUGUGCCAGCCUCCAUUGGUAGCCAGUGGUCUGAGAAUGAAACGGUGAAAUGUAGGCAUUAGCCAGUCCGCCCUCUCAAGCUGGAGGGUCACAUAAGCCUUUAAGCCCACCCUCAAAUGAAAGUCUAUUGACCAUUCAUCAAAGCUCGUUGGCUGAUCGUUGAGUGGCUCCCCAUUCAGUUUAUCAAGUCUUGCACAUGGGAAGUCAGGGAAGGCCUUAUUCAGCUUUGUUAAAGACAUCUAGGAGUAAAAUGCCUCAUUUGAACCCGUUUUGCCCUUGUUUUUCUCUGUGUUAAUGCAGCCCUGCUUAAAAGAGUGCCUUUAUUUGGUGGGUUAGAAUAUCCAAGACGAUUAAUUCUCUUAGGCUGAAUAGGAGGUGUCAGGCCGGAGCAGAUGGGAUAGAGAGGUUGGGUUGGCUGUUUUGCUUUUAAGUAGGAUCAAUGAGGUUUCAGUGUCUAUUCAAAACACUCACUUAAUGCCCACUGGCCAGAGUCAUGAAUUGAGCAUGUAUCAUCCCACGGGUGCUCAAAAGCAGCGUGAAUUCUGGGCAAACUUAAAGAGACCAGAGGGAGAAAACACUCUUGAGCUCCUUGUCUGAUAACUGGCACGCAGCACAGAUGCAUUUUCACAGCCUCCCGGGCCCUUUCGAUCGCACUGAGAAGCGUUGCACAAUGCCAGACUCACCUGUGGAUGUAAAAACACAGUCCAGGCUGACGCCUCCAACGAUGCCGCCUCCGCCUACGACACAAGGAGGGCCAAGGACCAGCUCAUUCACUCCCACAACAUUAACAAAUGGCACAAGUCACUCACCAACAGCACUGAAUGGAGCUCCCUCACCUCCGAAUGGCUUUAGCAACGGACCUUCAUCUUCUUCUUCAUCGUCACUGGCAAAUCAGCAGUUGCCUCCGGCGUGUGGCGCGCGGCAGCUCAGUAAGCUCAAGCGAUUCCUCACUACAUUGCAGCAGUUUGGGAAUGACAUCUCCCCGGAAAUAGGAGAAAGAGUGCGCACACUUGUGCUCGGACUGGUGAAUUCUACAUUGACAAUUGAAGAAUUUCAUUCCAAACUGCAAGAAGCAACUAACUUCCCACUGCGACCCUUUGUCAUCCCAUUUUUGAAGGCCAAUCUGCCCCUGCUACAGCGGGAGCUUCUGCACUGCGCACGGCUGGCCAAGCAGAACCCAGCCCAGUACCUCGCUCAGCACGAGCAGCUGCUUCUGGAUGCCAGCACCACCUCACCUGUUGACUCCUCAGAGUUGCUUCUCGAUGUGAAUGAAAACGGGAAGAGGAGAACUCCAGAUAGAACCAAAGAAAAUGGCUUUGACAGAGAGCCUUUGCACUCAGAACAUCCAAGCAAGCGGCCGUGCACUAUAAGCCCAGGUCAGCGGUACAGUCCAAAUAAUGGUUUAUCCUUCCAACCCAAUGGACUGCCCCAUCCGACCCCACCACCACCUCAGCAUUAUCGUUUGGAUGAUAUGGCCAUUGCCCAUCACUACAGGGACUCGUACAGACAUCCCAACCACAGGGACCUCAGGGACAGAAAUAGACCUAUGGGGUUGCACGGAACACGCCAAGAAGAAAUGAUUGACCACAGACUGACAGACAGAGAAUGGGCAGAAGAAUGGAAACACCUUGAUCAUCUGUUAAACUGCAUAAUGGAUAUGGUGGAAAAAACAAGAAGAUCCCUCACUGUGCUACGGCGUUGCCAGGAGGCCGACCGAGAGGAACUUAAUUACUGGAUCAGGCGGUACAGUGAUGCGGAGGAUUUAAAAAAAGGUAGCAGCAGCAGCAGCAGCCAUUCCAGACAGCAGAGUCCUGUGAAUCCAGAGCCUGUUCCCUUAGAAUCGCAUCGGGAAUUCCUGCACAGGCCUGCUUCUGGAUACGUGCCAGAGGAGAUCUGGAAGAAAGCUGAGGAAGCAGUCAAUGAAGUUAAACGGCAGGCAAUGACGGAGCUGCAGAAAGCUGUGUCUGAAGCAGAGAGGAAAGCACACGAAAUGAUAACUACAGAAAGGGCAAAGAUGGAAAGAACGGUGGCAGAAGCGAAACGCCAGGCGGCAGAAGAUGCACUCUCUGUUAUCAAUCAGCAGGAAGACUCUAGCGAGAGCUGCUGGAAUUGCGGUCGUAAGGCGAGCGAAACCUGCAGCGGCUGCAACACUGCGCGGUACUGCGGAUCAUUUUGUCAGCACAAAGACUGGGAGAAACACCACCAUAUUUGUGGACAGACUCUCCAAGCGCAACAACAAGGGGAGACGCCAGCAGUCAGCUCUUCUGUCACACCCAGCAGUGGAGCAGGAAGUCCCAUUGAUACACCACCAGCAGCAACACCAAGAUCCACCACUCCUGGAACCCCUUCCACCAUAGAGACAGCUGCCCGUUAACUCUAUUUAAAAAAAAAAAAAAACUGAGUUGUUCAAAAACAUUAAAGACACAAUGAAACCAAUUCCUCAUUUUCAGAUGUUCAAAGAUUUAAAAUGUACUGUCACGAUUCAAUACUACAAUAACAAUGAACUUCUUUUAUGUUGAAGUAGUAAACACAGAAGGGCCAGUAACGGGUCACAAGGACUUCUUACGGAAAACAAAGAUAUCUUUUCUUUAGAAAACUGAAAGAGAGCAAAGAAAUAUAACUCAAACACAUGCUAGAUUUGACCUCUUCCCUGGUAUUUUUCAGUAGCUGGGAUUUUAAACUAGAUGACCUCAUUAAAAUAGGCUUUACCAAACAGCAAACCAAGAGAUUGCUAAUUGCUGUUAAAAGCAAGGGAGAAAAACAAAAAAGAAAUAAAAAAUAUGAAAACUAAAAUCACAUUGUUCUUUAUAACAAAAAAAAAAUAAUGGAAAAUUGAGAGGAACUCCUCAAGGGCCGUAGCAUUGGAUAGAGCAGUCAGCGUUUAACAAGGAGAUGAAUGGCGUCCAUGGGUAACUGACUGAACUUUGAAGACCCGCUACAAAAACUCGCAGAUGUGCAGCAGAUUGGAAGGACUCACAGAUGUUCAUCUUUUUUUUUUUUUUCUAAAACAUGUUUCUAAAAAAAAAAAUGUAAUAAUAUCCAGGUCAACAGAACGAAAAAAAAAAAAAGAAAGAUGAUUUGCAGUGGGAUGUAUGACUACAGCAGCGACGGGGGAAAUAUGCCAUAAUGCAAAAAAAAACCAACAACAAAAAAAGGUUUCUUUCGAGGAACACGGUGGCCGCGUUUAAUUUACACCCUUGGCAUUGGUGACAUCAAGCAGCUGCCCCAGACGACCUUUCAACAUUUCUUUACAUUCACAGAGGAAGACAAUCCGGUCUAUUCCAACUAAUUUAUAUUUUUUAUUGAAAAAUAAUAAAAAUUUUAAAAAAAAGACAGGUUCAUACACAGCGGCAACAGCUCCAACCCACUUCCGAUGUUCUCCAUCCCCUCAUGUGUGGAAUAAAAAAUUCACUAAAAACUAGUAGUUCUCUUGGUGUUGAAACCACUCCUGUCCUGUGAGCUUUUCCCAAUGGUGUUUUUUCUUGUAAAUGUGUUGGACAAAUGUGAAGAAACAUUGUAGUUUAACCAUGCCCGCCACAUUUAAUCUCUUUAUUCCUAGCUGGUGAGAAUCUUGUAUCUUUCUACGCUGCUUUUAUGUAUAUGUUAGUGAGAAUUCUCUUGUAGUACAAAACCACCCUUAUUAUGAUUCUUUUUUUUUUUUUUUAAAUUCUUUUGUCAUCACGAGAGAAAACGGAACGCUAUCUACCGGAGCUGCUAAUUCACUCUUCUAGAAUUUUUUCUUUUCCUGGAAACUAGCAUGCUUCACGGAAUGCUAACAUAUCGGUGUUUUUGUAGGAGGGAUGUACAUAAAUGUAUUUUUGCACUGUCACAAUGACUCCCUAGGCAUGCAUUUUUUUCCUUUUUUUUUUGGACAAAUUCGUUUUUUUUCCACGCAAUUUAUCGAUAGCAUAGAGAGUCAUGGUGAUUUUUUUUUUUAAAGAUUUGCUAAUAGGGAUUUUUUUUUAAAAAAAAUUUCAAAUAAACAAGUUAUCGCGCAAUAUAAAAGGGCAGUGCAUGUGUAUUGCUGCAAGAUAACUUUUAAUUUCUGAUUUUUUUUUAACGAAAUAUCGAUAAAUAGUUCCAAAUGCUGAGGCGUAGAAUGACAGCUUUAACACUGCUGAUAGUCAGGUCAUACAGUAUUCUACAUUAAGGGAAGUUAGCCAAAGACUGAUCUAAUGGACCAAAAUCUGAAUCUUUCAAGCACCCAUUCUAUGCUCCAGAGGAUCAGCAGGUUAAACAUGUUCAGUAAGGUACAGUGUGCAUUCAUUUAGCCUUUUAAUGUGCAGUUUCCAGACCAGAACUGCUUCUUAGUUGUAAUUGGGGAAGACCAGGGACUGGCUGUGUGCUUUCAAAUAAAUUGUAAUAUCUUGCUAAAGAGUUACCGUCAAGGUUUUCCAACACUACAAGAUGGUAAAACAGCCAACAACAGUGCAGAUGAAGCUUUUGGCUUAUUGUCGUUGUGGGGCCACAUUAUAUUGAAAUGAUGGUGCCAUAUUGAAUUCAGUGCCACUUUCCUCUACACCACUAAUACUCUGAUCAACUGCACUUUGAUCCAAGCCCUGCCGACUAAUAGGCUGAAAAAAAUAAUUACAUUUGGCGCUUACACACAGGCAGAAAUCUCCAAAGAAUUCAGUAAAAAGAAUAUUUAGGUCAUUCAUAGGGAUGUGCCAAAUCCACUUUUUUGGAUUCGGCCAAACCCCCGAACCCUUUGUAAACCGAAUCCUAAUUAAUAUAUCAUAAUUAGGUUUUGGAAGGGUUAAAUCUGGGAAAAAUCUUCAACUUCCGUGUUUACAUGACAAAAAGUCAUGUGAUCUUUCGGAUUCGGUUUGGCCAGAGGCAUGGAUUCGGCCGAAUCCGAAUCCUGUUGGAAAAGGCCGAAUGGAUUCAGUGCAUCCCUAUUAAUUUAUACCAAUUUUAUCCAUAUCCACAUAAAGGUGCAACAAUAUGUGAAUGAAAAGGAAAGGUUUGAGUAGAUGGGUCGGUUGGGUAAUGUUCAGUUUACAUUAUUUCCCUUUACACAGGAAGUCAAAUAGAAUUUGGUAGAAACAAUCUUUUUUAUCCACAUGGGGAGGCUAAUUUUUUUAUUUUUUUUUUUUAAUAUUGUGAUUUUUUUUCUUUAUUUCACAAAAAAAAUCCAUCCUGAUCUCAAAAUUUGUUUCAUACAUUUUGAAAAAUUUGACUUUUUCAAGAAAAUUCAAAUGAUCAAAUAGUUUGAAUGUUGAAAAUACACCCCCCAUUGACUUCCGUAGAAGCUAGCCAGGUCAUUGUAGCUGGAUUUUUGAUUUUGAAUUUUUUAAAAAAAAUUUUAACUGAUAAAUCUUGAAAACUCAGAUUUAAAAAUGUUACAACUUCAAAAUUUGUACCUUAAUUUUUAGGAAACGCAGAAAAAAAUUGAGCUGAAAUUUUAAUAAACUUGCCCCUAGUGUUUUCCUAUAUAGCUAUCAGUAGAGAAUGGCAUAAUGUCUGCACAAAGUGAGGAACCUUUCUCAGACUGAGAUGUGCAUCACAAUCCCCUAUGGUCAAAAAUACAAUAAGCAACAACUUACAAGGGUAGUUUGCCUUUAAACUAAGUUUUAUUAUGUUAUAGAAUGGUCUAUUCCUAGCCACAUUUCAAUUGGUCUUCAUUUUUCAAAGUUUCUGAAUCAUUACCAUUCUUCUUCUGCCACUUUUCAGCUCUCAAAUGGGGGUCACUGAUCCCAGCAAACAAUGAUUGCCCUGUGAGGCUACAGUUUUAUUGUUAUUGUAGCUUUAUAUUAGUUAGGCCCCCUACCAUUCAUAGAAACUGGACCCUAGCAACCAGAGAGCUGCUGGAAUUCUAAAAAGAUGAGCUGCUGGACAUAAUUUGAAAAACCACAAAAAAGUAAAAAAUGAAGACCAAUUUUGAAUCUACAUCAUAGUAAAAGUUACGUUAAAGAUGAACGACCCCUAAUACAAAGGCUACAUAAGGUUUGGUUUGGUUUUCCAAUUGCUCAUGGCGUAUUUUACUUUAUAAGCACAUAGCCAGAACCUUGGAUGAGUUAUUUCUUACCAUGGUGCUCCCAAAAUUCAUUUGAACCUUGUUUUCUUCUCAUUUGCCAGAGCUUCUCUAGGAAGCACUUAUGGAUCCUAGAAAUAUUGCAUCUUAAAUCCAUUUACCAAUCAGACAAUUUGAACAGCAUUAUCUUUUCGGACCCCCAUGUGUAAAACACAAACUAGCACAAUAUGUCUCAUUUUGUUCAUUCAGGGCACCCUGGCCGAAAAAGAAAAACAAAGCCUCCCCCUUCUUGAUUCUGAGCUCUCUCUCCUCCUUCUCUUUGUCCUUCCUCUUCUUUUGCUACAGUCUCCUCAGUGGCAAAAAGUUUCACUCUACCUCUGACAGCAUGUACAUUGCACCAGUUGCUAACAGAACUGGUCUAGAUAAACCAAAUGGGCACACAAGAACCUGGAUACCAAAAGUUACGCUCAUACAGCUGCAAACCAUAUCACUUCUUGGUAACAAUGCAGACCUCAUAAAACUAAAGAAAAAGAAAAAAAAAAAAAGAAUAAAAAAAAACUUUUGUUACUUUCCUUUUUUGCUUGUCACUUAUAUACAGGCUAUGUGAGAGUAUAAUUUGUAGGUAUAACACAUUAAAAAGAGUUAACUUCAUUGGAUAUAUCUAAAUGGUGGUCACAGAUAGGAAUAGGGCACCCAAACCUUUUCUUGCUCCUCCCACCUCCCUCUCUCUCUAUGACCCUUCUCUUUCAACUGUUGGGCUCUGUCAUGGGACUGUUUGACGGGGGCCGCCUGAUGUAUUUUUUAAGUUUUAAUUUUGUGUAGGUGCAUGUCUUGGGGAUUUUACAAAAUACAAGGCUGGUUUACUUAUGCAAAGCAUGCCUAAAGUCUGGAAUACAUAAAGUUGGGGGCAGGGUGGGCAAAAGUGACUUCAUGUUGUCCGAAUUCUUCAAGGGACAGUAAAAUAAAUUGGAGACUGUUGAAAUGCAAAUUUCUUUUCUUUUUUUUUUUUAAAUUUUUUUUUUUUUUUCCACUUUGGGUUCUGCAAGGUUAUUGUGAAAAAGUUGUUGUGCAAUACUUAAUUCAGACAUGUACCACAAGUUACUGGUAGACUAACACUGGGUGGGGAUGGGAGACAUCAUGCUUUCGUCAGCAUAAUCUUGAGCUUUCAAGUCUACUAUGUCUGAACUGUGGUUUCUUGUUUAUCCUUUUUCUUUAGUUGGACUGUAUUGUAUGGUCUGUCAACCUGUGAAUCUUUAAAGUAUGAUUCAGGUAUUGUUGUAUUCUUUACUGUGUAAUAAAAAUGUCAAAAAUGA
This is a messenger RNA of Xenopus tropicalis (tropical clawed frog), 7699 nucleotides long. It is a transcript of the gene runx1t1, whose product is annotated as RUNX1 translocation partner 1. Lineage: Eukaryota; Metazoa; Chordata; Amphibia; Anura; Pipidae. The record is from RefSeq and is a predicted model, not a curated record. Gene Ontology annotation, molecular function: transcription corepressor activity. Gene Ontology annotation, cellular component: nucleus. Bases 1029 to 2786 code for a protein of 585 amino acids. The transcript is spliced from 11 exons. Gene Ontology annotation, biological process: negative regulation of DNA-templated transcription; regulation of DNA-templated transcription; DNA-templated transcription.